This is a messenger RNA of Camelina sativa (false flax), 2626 nucleotides long. RefSeq names its product protein tesmin/TSO1-like CXC 6. The record is from RefSeq and is a predicted model, not a curated record. Gene Ontology annotation, biological process: regulation of DNA-templated transcription. Gene Ontology annotation, cellular component: nucleus. NCBI's taxonomy places the organism in Eukaryota, Viridiplantae, Streptophyta, Magnoliopsida, Brassicales, Brassicaceae.
UACCAAAUCUCUCUUCUUCUUCUUCUUCUUCUUCGUCUUCUUAAACCUUUCAAAACCCUAAUUUCCUUUACCUCUCUCUAAGUCUAGAUCAAUAAAUUCGAAUUUCAAAAUCCCGUUUUUAAAAAAAAAAAGUUUUUAAAGUAGACGACGAUUCGGCUUCUGGGUUUUUUUUUCUUCUACAUAGAAACGGGAUUAAGGGUGAAAUCAGAUCUUGAGAUUUUCGUGUUUUCUCAAAAAUUGGAAUUGGUGAUUUAUAAAUUUUGGGUUUUUUUUUUUUUUUUCUUUUCUUAAUUUCGUUGGGGGAAAAUUUUCUGGGUUUUGUGUGUGUUUGUGGGAGAUGGGAGAAGGAGACAAACUCCCGCCAAAAAAGGAUGAGGUGAUUACACAAGACUCGAUGAAGUCGGCGAGGCAGCUCGAUUUCACUCAUGUGGUGCAUCCACCUCACUCUAAUCAAGCUCCCGUCACAUCUGCUGCUGCUUCAUCACCAAUCCCUUCACCUGCUGUGACGGCUACGCCGCCUAUUACUACCAGUCAGGCACGACCUGUUUCGACGACGACGGUGUUGACUCCGAUUCCACCGCCGCCACAACCUCAGGGGCUUCUUCACGUCCCAAUUAGACAUCCGGCUGUGGGUGUAGGGGAAACUAGAGAUGGAACCCCUCAGAAGAAGAAACAGUGUAACUGUAAACACUCACGCUGCUUGAAGCUGUACUGUGAAUGCUUUGCAUCCGGUACUUACUGUGAUGGUUGCAACUGUGUGAAUUGUUUCAACAACCUUGAAUUUGACACCGCGAGACGAGAAGCUGUUCAAACAAUUCUGGAUCGGAAUCCAAAUGCAUUCAAGCCUAAGAUUGCUAACAGUCCACACGGCGGACGAGAUAGCAGGGAGGAGGUUGGUGAACCUGUGAUGUUAGGGAAACACUACAAAGGCUGUCACUGCAAGAAAUCAGGAUGUCUUAAGAAGUAUUGUGAGUGCUUUCAAGCAAAUAUUCUUUGUUCUGAGAACUGUAAAUGUUUGGAUUGCAAAAACUUUGAAGGAAGUGAAGAUAGACAGUCGCUCUUUCACGGUGAACAUUCCCACAACAUGGCUUAUCUCCAACACGUUAAUGCUGCCAUAACUGGAGCUAUCGGUUCCUAUGGCUUUGCAUCUGCUCCAGGUCCUAAGAGAAAGAAAGGUCAGGAGUUUUUCUACAACCAAGGAACCAAAGAUUCACCAACUCAUAGGCUUGGCCAGGCAAAUACUGGAAGAACCCCAUCUUUGAAAACUGAUUCUCGUGCUGGAGGCCCAUCCAAAGUUGUAUAUAGGUCUCUUUUGGCAGACAUUAUUCAACCGAAGAAUGUGAAAGCACUCUGUUCUGUUCUGGUUGCUGUAGCUGGGGAAGCUGCAAAGGCAUUAACAGAAAAACGGUUAGCAGAUCAGAAAGAAACCUCCGUGUCUUCUUCUGUGCAAGAUCAAGGACAAGGCAAUAAUAAAGGUACCGAGGUUGAGAUAGCUGCGAGUGGAAAUCAAGCUGAUAAAUCUGGUCCAGAGGAUUCCAGUUCAGAUGGCUCCAAAGGGAGGUCACUAUCUCCAGACACUUUGGCAUUGAUGUGUGACGAACGAGACACUAUGUUAAUGGUUACAGCUUCACCUAAUGGUUCGGUGGAGCCUACCUCACAGCUACCAAACGGCGGGCAAGACCAGUUUUAUGCAGAACAGGAGAAAGUAGUGUUAACCAAGUUCCGUGACUGCCUUAACCAGAUUAUUUCUUGCGGAGAAUUAAAAGAAUCAAAUUUUUCUUCGUCAAGAAUGAAUCUAGAUACACCUGCGCACACUGCCGUCAAAGUCCAGCCAGUGGUUCAACAAAGACCAGUUGCGAAUGGAGUUUCUCAAACCAUAAAGCAACCUUCCCAGCUAACAACAACAACACCAACACCAACAACAACACCAACACCAACACCAACACCAACACCAACACCAACACCAACACCAACACCAACAACAACACCAACACCAACACCAACACCAACACCAACACCAACAACAACAACAACUACAUCCGCACAAACUCAACUUCAUAAAACUCCAGCUUUGUCUGAGAAGAAAGACCUCUGAAUCAAUAUUUACUCCUUUAGGAAAAAAUGACUUUACAGAAAUGCAGCUGCAUCCACCUCUCCAGGCCUGACUUACGAGGUAAUGCCACCAACACCGUUUUCUUCCUCUUAGAUAUUCUAAAACAAAGGAGAAGUCGCAGCUUCAGCACAUUAGCAGGUGCUUAGAGAGUAUUAUUAUUAUAUAACUAUUCAUACAAUUUUAUUGUGUUAGGCAUUCUUCUUCUUUUCUUUCUUCCAAAUUCUUCUCUUUGAUUCAUAAGAGCCGUCUCUUUACAAAUUGUUGUCACUAUUUGUGUACAUUGCUAUUUACCAUCGGCAAUCACAGUGAUUGUUUACUGUGGAACAUACAUGUGUUAGCCUGAUUUCGAUAUGAUUUAGGAAUACAGAAGAUCUGAUGUUACUUCUGCUUGAGAUUUGAAGCAUAUAUAAAAUAAAAUCAAAUUUUGGAAUUCCGAGGUUUAAGUCAUCUUUUGUCAUUACAGAAAAUUCGCAAUGCUUUUUCGCGAAAAAUAAUAUUUUCAGGAGUGAUUCA